Thamnophis sirtalis is the source of this 1188-nucleotide messenger RNA. The record is from RefSeq and is a predicted model, not a curated record. Lineage: Eukaryota; Metazoa; Chordata; Lepidosauria; Squamata; Natricidae.
GGACCCCGCGGUCGACGGCGGAGAGCUACGAAAUGGGACUCAAGUACCCGAAGAUCAAGAGGGAAUCUCCUCCCAUGAGGGGCUUUGAGGGGGCCAUCGCCAAGGGCAAGCUCUACGACGGGGUCACCACCAUCAAGGAGAUGGGCCGCUCCAUCCACGAAAUCCCCCGGCAGGAGCUGCUGAAUCAGGAGAGCCAGAAGAACCCCGACAUGGUCCCCGGCGUCCGGCCCAUCAUCGAAGGCUCCAUCUCGCAGGGCACGCCCAUCAAGUACGAGAGCAGCUCCUGUCAGUCGGCCAUCAAGCACAACGUCAAGUCCCUGAUCACCGGGUCCAGCAAGCUCUCUCGAGGCAUGCCGCCCAUGGAGAUGUUACCCGAGAACAUGAAGGUGGUGGAACGCGGGAAACACGAAGACCCCAAGGCCGGAGAGAUGCGUUCUCGCCACACCUCGGUGGUCAGCUCGGGACCCUCCGUCUUGCGGUCAACCCUCCACGAGGCUCCCAAGUCCCAAGUCAGCCCGGGGAUCUACGAGGAUGCCAACGCCAGAAGGACCCCGGUCGGCUAUCAAAGCAUGUCCAGGAGUUCACCCAUGAUGAACCGGGCCGAAGGCAACCUUUCUUCGGGGAAGCCCUUGAAUCACGAGAGGAAGUCCACUUUGACGCCGACGCAACGGGAGAGCGUCCCGGCCAAAUCACCGGUCCCGGGGGUUGACCCCGUAGUCACGCACAGUCCCUUCGACCCCCACCACCGAGGGGCAGCCCCCGAGGUCUACAGGAGCCACCUCUCGCCUCACCUGGAUCCGGCCAUCCAGUUCCACAGAGCCUUGGAUCCCACGACCGCCUACAUGUUCCAGCGGCAACUCUCGCCCACGCCGGGCUACCCCAGCCAAUACCAGCUUUAUGCCAUGGAGAACACGCGGCAGACCAUCCUGAACGACUACAUCACCUCGCAGCAGAUGCAGGUCAACCUGCGGCCGGACCUCGCGCGAGGACUCUCCCCGCGAGAGCAGACCUUGGCGCUUCCCUACGCGGGGGCCAGAGGAAUCAUCGAUCUGAACAGCAUGGCGCCCACCAUCUUGGUGCCCCACCCUGGGGGGCCGAGCACACCCCCGAUGGAGAGGAUUACCUACAUUCCUGGCACUCAGCUGGCCUUCCCCACCAGGCCUUACAACCCACCUUCCAUGUCUCCAG